AUGAUCAACCACCAGACCAGCUAUCUGGAAGAUGCCGCAGUGAUGGAAUUCGAAGAUCAUGCGAAACGGUUGCUGGAUGACAUCGAGAGAGUAAGGCAAACUCGUGAAUUACGCUGCAGGCCGAUUAUCUUCAUCGCACAUAGCUUUGGCGGCUUGCUGCUAAAACAGGCUUUAGUCUAUGCCAAGGAGCGGAACAGCGAAAUUGCAGUACAAACGAAAGGCAUCUUGUUCUUAGGUGUUCCUCACUUAGGUACUAAAGCUUCGAUGUUGGGGUCUCUCAUUACAUGUACAUCUUAUUGGCGGGGUGCAUCAACAACGCUUUUGGAAUACAUGUCGUUCAAUGGGACUCCGGUGACACAACUUCAAUCACAAUUCGAAGCUGCAUAUGCGAGUGAAAAGCCAUUUUCCCCGUACAUAUGUGACUUACUGGAGACAAAAGCAGAGAAAAUAUUGAACCUACACUUUAGUCUGACAGUUAGUAAAUCAUCGGGAGGUCCUGGGCAUGGAGAGGUAGUGCAACUUGAUACUGACCAUCGUGGUCUUAACAAAUUUACGUCCAUGGAUGAUCCUAAUUUUAGGAAUUUCGUGGACCAUUUACUCAAGUGCUUCGAAUCUGGGAAGGUGGAACAGAUUCCCUACCGCAGGGACAAGAAUUUUGUAGGUCACCAGCGUCUACUAUCCAGUAUAGAAACAAGGAUGGAAACAGAGAGGGUCGUUGCACUUUCUGGGCCUUACGGAGUUGGGAAAACUGCCCUGGCCGUUGAGUAUUCAUAUAGAUUCAUGGAGAAGUAUCCAUGUGCUCACUUCUUCUGGGUCCAUGGACGUACAAUGGAGACGAUUGAGAGAGGGUUCAGGAACAUUGCAAGGACUUUAGAUAUUCCAGGGCAUGAUAGUCCACAUGGAGACAUAUUUAAGGCCGUGAGACAGGGGAUUAGUAGAAGGGCAGUUGGCCCAUGGCUUCUUGUCUUGGAUGGGUUGGAUGAUCGGAGAGUCUGCCUCGGCCUCUCUGGCAAUGGCUCACAUGGUAGUCUUUUGUGGCAAGCUCGGUUAAUUGACUACCUUCCACAAAGCGACGCUGGGCAUAUUAUUCUUACGACUCAGGACAAACGAGUUGGGUACAAGUUCGCAGGUCUCAAGAAUGUCGAGGAGAUUCCUCCGUUGGAAUUUAUCGAUGCACAACAUCUUCUAACCAGCCUACUCCGACAGUCAACCCCUGCAUGUCACGCUGAGGAUACCUCCCAGCUUGUGUUAGCUCUACAGGGUUUGCCGUUGCUUAUUGUUCGGGCUGCUUCAUACAUUACAACUAGAGAGGUGACAAUACGUCAAUAUUUAUGUGUCCUUGAAGAUUAUGCAGCCGCAAAGGACCUGAGCGUGGAGCAUGACCUUGACCCGGACCUUCUUCAGCUCUCUGAAGACGCAGUGAGAAUGCCAUCAAGGAUUUUAUAUGACUCAGUGAAGCAGCAUAGACCAAGGGCAUUGGAGCUCCUUUGUAUAAUUGCUAUGAUGGAUGCAAGAUCGAUCUCGAUUGAGAUACUCCGAACGAAUUAUGAUAGCUCCGUCGCACUUCUUAAUGAUAUAGGUUACCUGAAAGAACUCUCUAUAGUCACGACGACAGACGCUAAUGGUGGCUACAUAAGCCUACACAAGUUUGAGCAUCUAUGGAUUCUCAGAUGGCUGGAACAAGCAGGAGACCUGGAAAGAUGGCAAGAAAAGGCACUAUAUACCCUCCUUGGAUUCUGCUCUUGCAGAAGAGAACGAGAAAGAUGGAGCUGCCUGGAUAGAAUCUACCUACAUGUUCAAAUAGUCGUGAGAUAUGAGUUCACCAAAGGGGGUAGCUUACUGAAAAAGGCUCACCUUCUUCACCUUGCGUCAGAAUAUAAUUUGCAACGAGGCCAGGCGAGAACCGCGGAGACGCAGCUCAGAGAAUCAAUCACAAUCCGAAAAAGACUCGACCCACAAUAUUCCAGCUAUAUGACAGAUUUAGCUGACCUGGCGCGUAUACUACACUUUGAGGGUAAGCUCAUAGAAGCGGAGCCUAUCUUCCGGGAGGUUGUGUCCUUAAACAGCAAGGUAUUCGGCGAUGAGCAUGACGCAACUCUAAAUAGCUUGAUUCUGUUGACUUCGGUGCUUAUCCCCGCGAAGAAGUACCACGAAGCUGAAAGUAUCCUCUCAAAGAUACUCCAGUCGAGGUCAAAAACGAAAGCUAAGCAAUUUCGCGAUUUAGCAGCAAGGCAUAAUCUAGGUUGGAGCGCAUUCUUACAAAAUAAUCCCUCUAAAGCGCAGAGAAUUCUGAAAGAUGUCCUUGAAGAGAAAGAGCGUACUUCAGGUACUGAAGUUAGAAGUAUAGCGGAAACUAUGACCCUCCUGGGCAGCGUCAUGGCCCAAAAGCAACUUUAUGCCGAUGCAGAGGGACUAUUCAAUAAGUCUUGGAAACUAUAUGAGCAAGCCCUUGGAGCCAUACAUCCAGACACCAUUCGGACAAUGGACCUAUUAACCGCCGCGUUAUACAACUUGGGAAAGUUGACCGAGUUGACUUACCUCCUUCCUGAGUUGAUAGAAAGGAAAAAGCAGGUAUUUGGGAUGCUGAAUCGGGACACUCUGGACACCUUGAACACGUUUGAAGUAAUUUUGAUCCAGAUGACGAGAUACAACGAAGCAGAAAAUUCUAUUGCCCAUACUCUACAGCUAAGUGAAGGCUUUCUUGGAAACGAUGACCCUCAAACCAUGAGAAGCAAAAUGAAUUUGGCAGUAGCACGGUGCGGACAAGGGAGAAAGGACGAAGCACUUGCUCUAGUGCGACAGGUUUUUGAAGAUCGGAAGAGAAUCCUUGGCCUCGACGAUCCGCUAACAAUCAAAACCAAAGAAAAAUAUGGAUGGAUGUCUAAGGGCUGCAGCCCCGACAGGCAGGAAUUCUACGUGGAUGUGCGGGACAACAUUGAGACACGUAUCACGAUCACUUUAUGUGGGCCGACAGCAGAGGCUACCACUUGA
Messenger RNA from Aspergillus caelatus, 2991 nucleotides. RefSeq lists its product as uncharacterized. The transcript has 5 exons. The coding region runs from base 1 to 2991 and encodes 996 amino acids. Lineage: Eukaryota; Fungi; Ascomycota; Eurotiomycetes; Eurotiales; Aspergillaceae. The record is from RefSeq and is a predicted model, not a curated record. Gene Ontology annotation, molecular function: protein binding.